Synchytrium microbalum is the source of this 1356-nucleotide messenger RNA. RefSeq lists its product as uncharacterized. Gene Ontology annotation, biological process: transmembrane transport. The record is from RefSeq and is a predicted model, not a curated record. The transcript has 12 exons. NCBI's taxonomy places the organism in Eukaryota, Fungi, Chytridiomycota, Chytridiomycetes, Synchytriales, Synchytriaceae. Gene Ontology annotation, cellular component: membrane. Gene Ontology annotation, molecular function: transmembrane transporter activity. Bases 1 to 1356 code for a protein of 451 amino acids.
AUGGCAAAAUUGGGGCCAAAGGAGACAUUAAUAGUUGAGGAAAUAGUUCCGGACUGGACGCCAGAGGAAGAAAUUGCUGUAAUUAAAAAAAUCGAUUGGUACUUGUUGCCACUCGUUUUGGCUAUACAUUUUAUGGCUUCCAUGGAUGCCGGUAAUCUGGGACAAGCGAGAGCAUACUCGCUUGAUGCUCAGACGGGCCUCGGACGUAUGGAAAGGGAUUUGGGAAUGGUGUCUGGUGAUUUCAAUAAUCUUAGCUCUGUCAAUUAUAUAGUGCUGCUCUUCCUCGAACCUGUAUCCAACUUCUUCCUGAUGAAGUUCAAACCUCAUAUUUGGUUGUCGAGAAUCAUGAUUACGUGGGGUAUUUGCGCCACGGUUACUUCUGUUGUAACAGAUUUUCCAGGAUUGCUUAUUUGCCGUGUAUUUUUGGGAAUCUCUGAAGCGGGCUUGACUCCUGGUCUGAUGUUGGCGUUUAGCUACUGGUAUUCUCCAAGAGAACUCUUGAACCGUGUAGCGACAUUACACAUUGCUGGUUCCAUCGUAAGUUUCCUAUCAGCCAUCACAGCUGGUCUGGUGUUUUAUCUGGACUCCCCAACAUCUCCUGCAUGGCGAUGGCUCUUUUUGAUCGAAGGAGCUCCGUCGAUUAUACUCGGAAUCUUUUGCAUCAUUUUGUUCCCCGAUGGUCCAGAAGUAGCUACAUUCCUUACACCUAGAGGACGUAGGAUUGCCAUCGAGAGGCUCAAGCUUGCUGAUCCUGCUUCGCGAAAAGGACGUGAUUUUGUUUGGAAGGAUGCAUUGCCUGUUUACACCAAACUUGAAACCUGGCUUCACAUUGCUGCACUUUUGCUGUCGUUGCUCCCAGCUGUUACAAUGAAGUUUUUUAUGCCGACUCUCUUAGCCCAGGUGGGGUUCACGGGUGCGAGCAUUCAAUACGCCACGAUACCUCCACACGCCUUUGGAGUAGUCGCAGUUAUUAUCGUAUCUUGGAUUGUAUACAGGGUCGACGACCGUUCAAUUGUCCACAUUGUUGGAAAUUUGGCCGGUGCUGUCGGAUAUGUGGUACUUGCCUUCUCUCAGUCAGCCACUCUAUCUUAUGGCAAGUCCGUUCUCGCUCUCGCUGCAUCUGGUAGCAAUGUGGCGGGUAUUCUUGGCAGUCAACUGUAUCGAGCGAAGGACGCGCCAAGGUACACCAAUGCUCACCUCAUUGUUGCUGGUGCCCUGUGUGUCUCGGCAUUGGUCGUGCUCACGCUACGAAUCAUUUAUAUGGUCAAGAACAGUCAUAUCAAGGCAAGGAUUGAACAAAAGAAGUUGAUGGGUGAGAAACCUAGUGAUGCAGAUACGUUUGUAUAUCCUUUGUAA